CCGCUGGGUGUGAGCCCUGGAUACCGGUAAAGUUCGUGAGGAAAUCUUAAUCCUUCUUAGCGGAGCAAAAGCCGUGCGAGCCCGCCAGGCGGUCCCCCGGGUGCUGGGCGCCUGGGGCAGCGGCGUUGGCGGUUGCGCCGCGACCGGGAGGCGCCGGCGGCCGGACGAAUUGAGAGAGAAGAUCUGAUCCAUCUGGAAUUAGAGUUGGUAUAGAGACCAUUUCUACUUGGAAAAUGUUGGAGGAAGACAUGGAAGUGGCCAUCAAGAUGGUAGUUGUAGGGAAUGGAGCAGUUGGAAAAUCAAGCAUGAUUCAGCGAUACUGCAAAGGCAUUUUUACGAAAGACUACAAGAAAACCAUUGGGGUUGAUUUCUUGGAGCGACAGAUCCAAAUUAACAAUGAAGAUGUCAGACUGAUGCUAUGGGACACGGCAGGCCAAGAGGAGUUUGACGCAAUAACCAAGGCAUACUAUCGAGGAGCCCAGGCCUGUGUGCUUGUCUUUUCUACUACAGACAGGGAGUCUUUUGAAGCAGUUUCCAGCUGGAGAGAAAAAGUAGCAGCUGAAGUUGGAGACAUUCCAGCUGUGCUCGUACAAAACAAGAUUGACCUCUUGGAUGACUCUUGUAUAAAAAAUGAGGAGGCUGAAGCACUGGCAAAACGGUUAAAGUUAAGAUUCUACAGAACCUCAGUGAAAGAAGACCUAAAUGUGAAUGAAGUUUUUAAGUAUCUGGCUGAGAAGUGUCUUCAAAAACUCAAACAGCAAAUAGCUGGGGACUCAGAAGCUGUGCGCUCUAGUAGCAAGAUUGGUGUCUUUAAUACAUCUGGUGGAAGUCACUCGGGUCAGAAUUCAAGUACUCUUAAUGGUGGAGACGUCAUCAAUCUUAGACCUAACAAACAAAGGACCAAGAAAAAUAGAAAUCCUUUUAGUAGCUGUAGUAUACCCUAAAAUCUUUAGGUAGGAGAAAAGUUGAAUUAUAGUGUGCAAUUCACUAAGAAACACAUCCAGCUGUCACGGUAUUUUAUAAGUGUUUUAGCAGACUUUGCACCUAAUGCUCUCUGAAAGCUGACAGAUUUCAAUAGUACUCUGCAGUGCUUUUCAGAACGUAGAGUGAGACCUCUGGCGGAAAAAUUACUGCCCUACAGACUCAUUUUAAUUUUCUGUGUUAGACGAAGCUUCUGUUUUUGAAAGAAUGCUAUAAAGAAUGUCAAAAACAGGUUUUGCUGAAUUUUAAGUGCUAGAAAACAUAAAUGAAAUGCCUAAAUAUAUCGGUACAGGUUUUAAUGCCAAGGACCAAGGACAGCGAGCAUUAUGAAAUUGGUUAUGCAGCUUUUCUGAAAAGUAGUGUUCAGUUAGAACAAAACAGUACUGAGAGGCAAACCUUAAAUCGUGCCAGACUGCGUCAGUGUGAUUCUGGCAAUGUUGCUUGUGUGGUGUCUGUAAAGUGCAGUGGGGGUGCAUGCAGACAUCUGGUGCAGGAGUAAACUGCAGUUCUGUGUGGUAUUUGAGCAAUUGUAGAUUUGAAUUCAUUCAUUCAUGAAACCAUUUACACAUCAUGUAUAUGUUCUUAGUUUCAAAUGAGAAAUUCUAGACAUAUGUUUUGAAAUGAACUUGGAUUUAGAAAGUGCUUUGUGCCAAAAGUAUCAUCCCUAAUUUUCACAGUGCUCUGCUAUCAGAAUUUGUAUAGUGUAUAGUCUUUUAAAAGCAGUCUCCUCUGCAAAGGGCAGAUAGAAGAGGGAUACGAACAUGCCAGUGCCAGAGCAGCGUCUCCUGUGUGAGAUGUCCUGCACCGCACCUCUGUGUGUCCGUGUGUCCAUGUAGGCGCAGUGAGCCCUGCUGUCCUCAGCUUAGCCCGGUCCUAGGGCACUCUGGAGGCUGUCCAGGAUGUUUGUGCAUCUGACACCUUUCUCUGCCAGUUGAGAACCCAGCUUUGAACUUUUAAGAUUACACUUAACCAUUUUUAAAAGUGCACAAAAGAAGAACUUCAGUCCUAGUCCAGUGUAUGGAUUUUGUAAUGCCUCGCAACUGU
Castor canadensis (American beaver) is the source of this 2025-nucleotide messenger RNA. It is a transcript of the gene Rab23, whose product is annotated as RAB23, member RAS oncogene family. Gene Ontology annotation, molecular function: GTP binding; GTPase activity. The record is from RefSeq and is a predicted model, not a curated record. Lineage: Eukaryota; Metazoa; Chordata; Mammalia; Rodentia; Castoridae.